Molecule: messenger RNA, 1041 nt
Organism: Dacryopinax primogenitus
Lineage: Eukaryota; Fungi; Basidiomycota; Dacrymycetes; Dacrymycetales; Dacrymycetaceae
Exons: 7
Coding region: 1-1041 (346 amino acids)
Source: RefSeq, a predicted model, not a curated record
AUGACAAAGACAAUGACACCCAAGCAGAAUCAAUCCACCAAUAGCAAAACUCCUGGUGGCAAGGCCAAGAACAAGGAACAGGAAGUGCCAAUGUCACCAAGUUCAGCCGAAGAUCAUGUUCCAACAAUGAAGGAUACACAAUGCAGGCGUGAUGUAGGCAGCAUCAUGCUGAACUCUGAUGGCAGCCAUAGAUACAAGACAGUGGGAGCCAGACCCUUGAUCCAUGUGAAAGGAGCUGAAUGGGCAUGGGAGCUCAAUCACUGGGAGCUUUGUGAGAAAAUGGCAAACAGACAUAAGCCCAUGGUAUUGUUUGAAUGCCAGUUGGAUGAGGGAAGCAAAGACUCACAGGGCAUGGGUGAUGAAGGGAAGGGCAUUGAAACUGGUAGAUUCUACUACAUAUUGCAGGAGAUGGAGAUCCAUUCAGCUACAUACAAUGAAAUUGCCAAACUACCUGAGAUCUCCAAGGAGAUGUUGAGGUGUGCUUGGAACACCUGCAAGAUAGCGAAACCUGGGGAAGAGUCUGGCAACAGCCCAGCCCCUCAUGAACUCAUGGUGGAGAUUGUUGGGCACUUCGAAGAAGACAAUGGGACAGAAGAAUCUGUGGACUUCUCAGAAGUAACCAAUAUUCUCAGCACAGACAUUUUAGAGCUUGAGUUCUUUGUUGGCAGCAUCUUCAGCACCCCAAUGUUCUUUGAUGCAGUGUUGGCAAGUGUGCACAACCACAUGUAUCCCUACUCUGGGACACUGAGAGAAUGGGAUGCACCCAGAAACACAGAACUUGUGACACUGUUUUUCUUCCUGGAUGUGGAUGCAGAGAAGGUGGUACAUUGGAUUGAACUGCAUGCACAGGCAUCCACCUUCAUCUUUGACCGAGUCUCUGUACCUGGGGGUCCAAACCAUAGAACUGUCCCUGUGACAUUGAAGGAAAAUGCAUCUCCAUCUUGGAGCCAGACUGGUGUGCUCGGGUUUCAAGAGCCAUUAGCUCCAGGAGCACUGGAGAGAGCAGUGCAAGCACAACUACAGAAAGUGAAGGACGAGUGA